This is a messenger RNA of Paramecium sonneborni, 747 nucleotides long. The record is from the annotation of a GenBank genome assembly. NCBI's taxonomy places the organism in Eukaryota, Ciliophora, Oligohymenophorea, Peniculida, Parameciidae.
AUGUUAUUUAAUAAAUUAAAUCAAUUUUAGUAAAAUCUAUUAGAAUUUUUUUUUAUUAUUUCAAUUUUUUAUUAACUUCAAGGGCUACUUUUAAUUUUCUAAAUUAAAAUAUUCCAAAAUAUUAUUCACAUCCAAAAAUUGUUAAAUGUAAUCUAAGAACAAUAACUUAUUCAAGCAGAAUUAAAACAUUAAAAGGAAGAAAAUCAGUAAUAAUUCGAUAAUGAUGAUAUACCAAAUAACUUACUGUCAAAUGAUGCCGAUAAUAAUAAACUUUAAGAGUAGAAGCUUAUUAAUAAGAUGUUUUUUGAAAGAUUUACAGAAAUAGAUACAAAUAUUAGAAUUUAUCAUAUUUUUAAACUAAAAUAAUAUAUUCUCCAAAGACAGAAGAUUAUUUAUAUAAGUCUUAUCAAUUAUUCACUUUAAAAAAAAAAAAAUUUAUUAUAUCAACAAGUAAUAAAGAAAUAGAAACUGAGAUCUUAGUAGACUUUAGAAUGAAUUUAGUGAAUAAAAAAUUUAUAAAUGAGUAUGAUUUCAAUUUAUCUUUUGUAUAGAUUAAUUAAUAAAAAAGAAUGUUAAAGAAAAACCAAUGUUUAAAGAAAUGAAAAAAAACCUUAAUAAUCAAGGCCUGAUCUACAGAACACCUUUGAUUCAUUAGUUUCCAAACAGAAUGUAAAUAUGAAUAAAAAUAUAUUUUAAAAUUCCAAUCAAAAACCUAUAGAGAUAAAUUGUUAGUAUAGUAGAAGAUGA